AUGAGAUCAAGGUUGCCCAUUUUAGGGCAUCUUAAGAUGAGAUUAAAACAAGGAUUAGAGCACCAUCCUCAUGAAAUGAUUUGAGCCGUCCACCAAGAGAGUUGAUUAUUAAUCACAAUCGUCUAUUGGAGGGGCCUAACUCUUGAGAGGAUUAAGGCAUCUCGCCUCCUUCUUGGAGGUACUUUUCAGCUCUCUCUUUAGUAGUGGCCAAUCAAAGGAAAUAAGAGAGAAAUCAAAGCUUGGUCAACAACAUUCUCAUGUCCAAGAUCAUCUUGGAAAAGAGAUUAUUUGGAGUGCAUCAAGACUGUUACAAAUCAAGCAUCAGUCGGCCUAGGACUUGUGUGCAAUGAGGUUUGUACAAGAUCUAGAUUUUGGAUGUCCUUGUAAUUCUCUCCAUACAUAAAUCAACUUUUAAUUCAAACUAGUUUUAUCAUUUAUUCCAUCAUUUCAUUGUGUUAGAUCUAUUCUCUCCUUUUGUCACAUUUUUUACAACUCUUAUCUUCCCCUUUUUACAUUUAAUUCUACCCUUUGUAAUCUCAUAUAUAUAGAUAUAUAUAUAUGUCUAUAUAAGAAAUAAAAUAAGUAGAAUUCGUACUUGCUUUUUGAGGAUCAACUUUACUUAUUCUAAAUAGAAGAGUGAGAUUUUAUAAAUAUUAUUUACAUGAACUUGGUUACAUCACAACAACAUAUUUAACCUCUUAUUCAAGUUCAUCAAAUUGGCAUCGUUAUUGAGAAGCUAGGUGUGAUUAAGAGAAUCAAUUUUUUUUAACUUAAUUUAAUUUAAUUUUUAUUUUUUGUCAUUUUUUCUUUCUUCAAUGAACAGUUUUGUGAGCCAUUGAUUGAUGAUUUUUCAAUAAAAAUAUCACUUUUCAUAUAUAUCAUUUCAUUUUUUGAGUAGAGGAGUGCUGCCCCACACCUCAUAAUGGACAGCUUUCCCCUUGA
Messenger RNA from Spirodela intermedia, 942 nucleotides. Lineage: Eukaryota; Viridiplantae; Streptophyta; Magnoliopsida; Alismatales; Araceae. The record is from the annotation of a GenBank genome assembly.